Molecule: messenger RNA, 490 nt
Organism: Seriola dumerili (greater amberjack)
Lineage: Eukaryota; Metazoa; Chordata; Actinopteri; Carangiformes; Carangidae
Product: glutathione hydrolase 7-like
Exons: 4
Coding region: 56-490 (144 amino acids)
Biological process (GO): glutathione catabolic process
Cellular component (GO): plasma membrane
Molecular function (GO): glutathione gamma-glutamate hydrolase
Source: RefSeq, a predicted model, not a curated record
CAGACCAUUCGGAAGCAGACUCAUAACUCCGUCAGGUGUUAUUCUCAACAGCCUCAUGCUUGAUUUCUCCUGGCCAAAUAAAACCAGAGGGCAAUUCCAAACCAACCAGAGAAAUGGAGUCCAGCCAGGAAAGAGGCCCCUGUCAUCUGUCAUGCCCACAAUAGUGGUGCCAGCCUGGCAUAAAUGUGGGAUCUACAUGGCACUGAGCAGCACAGGGGGACACAAGAGUUUCAGUGCGACCACCCAGGUGUUGAUCAGUGCUCUGUCCAACCAUCAAGAGAAAAAUGAAAGCCUCUCCCUGAAAAGAUUCCAUCUGCCAAACAGACCUCUUUUUGACUCUGACUCUCCAGAAGAGGGUGUGCCAUUGUUGCAUGAAAAGGGCCACGUAGCUCAAAGAGUGAAGACAGACUCUGCUGUCCUGGGCAUUCUGAGGAACAGAGAUGUCAUUAAGACCAUAGCAGUACCUGAAUUAUCUGAUGGCUCAUCAUAG